Papaver somniferum (opium poppy) is the source of this 5033-nucleotide messenger RNA. Its product is annotated as DExH-box ATP-dependent RNA helicase DExH17-like. The record is from RefSeq and is a predicted model, not a curated record. The transcript is spliced from 31 exons. Gene Ontology annotation, molecular function: nucleic acid binding; ATP binding. Lineage: Eukaryota; Viridiplantae; Streptophyta; Magnoliopsida; Ranunculales; Papaveraceae. Bases 1 to 4746 code for a protein of 1581 amino acids.
AUGGUUGGGUUCACUGCAAUGAAUGAUGAAAUUCAUUCUAUCGAGAAAAAUGACACUUGGGAGCCGACUACUCUUCCUCAAGAAAAGAAAUCAAUUGGAGUCAAAUUGGUUUACAAGACGAAGUACAAGCCUGAUGAAAAUGUGGACAGACUUAAGGCGCGACUUGUUGUAAAAGGUUAUAAGCAAAAGCCUGGUAUCAACUACUACAAAGUGUUACUUGAAGAGGGAGUGUACAUAUACCAACCAGUUGGUUAUGCUAAGAAAAUCGAAGAAGACAAAGUAUUCAGUUGCGACAUGCUUAUUGUUUGUUUGUAUGUAGAUGAUUUGAUCUUUACUGGAACUAACCCAAGUAUGAUUGUUGAAUUCGGGGAGGAAAUGGUUAAUCACUUUGAUAUGACUGAAAUGGGUCUUAUGUCAUACUUUCUUGGCCUUGAGAUUGUACAGGAAGAUUAUGGAAUUUUUAUAUACCAGAAAAAAUAUGUUGCUGAUAUUUUGAGAGGUUUAAGAUGGACUCUUGCACUCCUACAAAGACACCAGUGGAAGCUCGAAUACAAUGGGAUCAGAGUUGUAAAGUAUUUCCCAGCCACCGUUAGAUUUUCUCACCUGAUUUUACUCGGUCACAUCCCUGGACUAAUUGGCUUCUCAGCAGUCAGCGUUCUACCACAUUCACGCCUUGGCUGCUUUCUUCUCAGUGUCACGCCACUAUCAGUCACUCUAGUUUCUUCUUCUACGGUUCUUCUCUCUUUCUCUCUCAGCCUCACUCGCUUCUCCCGCCAAAAUCCCUCUUCCACCAUUUUCAUAACUUCGCUUAUAUUCAUUCUGUCGCUUCUUUCUUGUAUUAGGAAUCGGCAGAAGAAACACUUCCAUCGUUCGUUAAGGUCAAGCGUAGGAGAUUCUGAUACAUUUUGGUACCUGGCCUCCGUGCUCCAAAACAUGAGCUACCCUGUGGAUUCAUAUGCUUUGAAGUCAGUGUUUGAUUUGCCUGAGCCUUUUCGCUCAACUUUCAAAUUCAGGUAUUUCAAUUCGUUGCAGAGUGAGUGCUUUGCUGGUUGUUACUUCUCUGACAUGAACAUGGUCAUUUCGGCGCCAACUGGAAGCGGUAAAACGGUGUUAUUUGAGCUAUGCAUCUUAAAGCUCCUUUCCAGGUUCCUUUCUCAGGAUGGAAGGUUCCUUCAUAUGAAGGGUACACUGAAAACAGUCUACAUAGCUCCAUCUAAGGCCUUAGUACAGGAGAAGCUUCGUGAUUGGAACCAGAAGUUUGGUUUAUUGGGUAUUAAAUGCUUGGAGCUCACAGGUGAUAGUGAAUCUCACAGCCCAAAGAAUAUGCAAGAAGCAGAUAUUAUUCUCACUACUCCUGAGAAGUUUGAUUCCGUCACCCGCUAUCGCAUAAAAGAUGGUGGUCUGAGUUUUUUCUGCGACAUAGGGCUUGUACUUAUUGACGAGGUUCACUUAUUAAAUGAUCCUCGUGGAGCUUCAUUGGAGGCAAUUGUUAGUAGAAUCAAAAUGCUUGCUCGCAGCCCUGAAAUGGAAUCAAGUGCUCUGGCUCAUGUUCGGUUCAUUGCUGUUUCAGCUACUAUUCCAAACAUUGAGGACCUCGGGGAAUGGCUUAUGGUUCCAGUUCAAGGACUUAAAAGAUUUGGAGAAGAAAUGAGACCUGUAAAGUUGACCACCAGAGUAUUCGGUUACGCUCCAGCAAAAAACGAUUUCUUGUUUGAACGGCGCCUUCAAAACUACGUUUUCGAUAUUCUUAUGCAACAUUCUAGAGGGAAAUCUGCCUUGAUUUUCUGUUCAACCAGAAAAGGAGCACAAGAAGCAGCACUAUGCCUCUCUCAGACUGCAAUAACAUUUGGCCUCUCGAAUCCAUUCAUAAAGUCGAGGGAGCAACAGGAACGGCUAAAGGAAGCUUCGCUAUCAUGCAGUGAUAAGCAAAUGCAAUCAUGUACUCUUUUUGGUGUUGGUUACCACAAUGGUGGACUAUGCCAAAAGGACCGCAACCUUAUCGAAGCCCUUUUUCUUAAAGGAGAUCUUCAAGUUAUAUGCACUACAAACACUCUUGCCCAUGGUAUCAACUUACCAGCACACACCGUUGUUGUUAAGUCGACACAACACUUCAACAAAGAGAAAGGCCUCUACAUGGAGUAUGAUCGGUCAAUGAUACUUCAGAUGUGUGGUAGGGCUGGGCGUCCUCCAUUUGAUGAUACUGGCACGGUGAUAAUUAUGACAAGAAAAGAUACAGUCCACUUGUACGAGAAUUUAUUGACCGGAUGUGAAACGGUUGAGUCUCAAUUACUUUCAUGUGUGACGGAGCAUCUAGCUGCAGAAAUAGUUCAGCUAACUGUCAAUGAUGUACCUCGGGCAAUUGAGUGGAUAAAAUGUUCUUAUUUGUAUGUGCGAAUGAAAAAGAACCCCUCGAAUUAUGCAUUAGAAAGGGUCCCUGGUGGAGGGCUAGAGAUGCAUAUGCAAGAAAUUUGUGUUCAGAAAGUAAACGAGCUUUCAGGACAUGGAAUGAUCUGGACAGAUGAAUAUGGAUUUCUUUUGAAGCCGCUUGAGCCUGGGAGGCUGAUGACCAAAUAUUAUUUGAAAUUCGAUACGAUGAAAAACAUCAUGGGUACCCCUGAGAGCUCCAGUUUGGAAGAUGCUCUUCAUGUUGUUUGCCGCUCUGAGGAGAUAUCCUGGAUACAGCUGAGGCGUAAUGAGAAGAGGAUUCUAAAUGACAUAAACACUGAUAAAGAAGGUCGCCUUCGAUUCCAUAUUCUUGGUGAAAAUGGGAAACGGAAAAAGCGAAUUCAAUCAAGAGAGGAGAAGAUCUUUCUGUUGGCAAAUGACUGCUUGACUGGUGAUCCCUCAUGUCACGAUUUGUCCCUCAGCCAGGACAUGAACUCUAUAUGCUCAAAUGGGAGUAGAAUUGCUAAGUGCAUGAAAGAGUACUUUAUUUACAAAAAGAAUUACAAGGGAGCUUUUAACUCCACACUUCUUGCCAAAUGCUUAGAUCAGAAACUGUGGGAUGACAGUCCUUUCUUGCUGAAACAACUUACUGGCAUUGGAACAGUAACGGCGAAGGCAUUAAACUCUGCAGGGAUAAAUACUUUUGGAACUUUAGCAGAUGCUGAUCCAAGGAGGAUAGAAAUAGUUACUAAUCGCAAAUAUCCGUUUGGGAACCAUAUUAAAGAAUCCUUAUUGUCACUUCCUCCUAAAGUUGAGUUGAGCAUCGAGGAGAUUGGAUGCCAGAGGCAAGGGAAGUCAAAAUUAGUGGUGACAUUGACUCGGUUACCUCAACCUGUUCCAGCGACAAAGCGUCAUUUUGCCGAUAUGGUUGUUGGUUCAGAGGAAGAUAACCUGAUCCUGUUUCACGAGAAAAUAAGAGUGGAUGAGUUUUCCAGUCCCUAUAGUACAACAGUUCUCGUGUCAAGACCUGAGCAAGGAAAGUUAACUGUGAGGGCGGAUCUGCUUUUCGAAGAAUACAUUGGUCUCGAUCUCCACAAAAAUGUCUUACUGGUGAAGGAAAUCGAAUCAAAUAUGAUUCGAAAACGUGGAGAUUAUAGAACCACCUCCACUUAUGAUCUGCCCCAAGAAAUCUACAUCGUAGACGAUGAUGACAAGAAAACCACCUCUCAUACUUCAACAAAAGAACUUCACGUGUCACACAAGUCUACGGAGGUUUUCUCCAUGCCAAGUUUCAAUCUGCUAGAGGAAGAAUCUGACGAAGAUGUGGCCGUAAUCAAAACCGAAGAAAAAGAAAGUGAAAUCAUAACUGAACAGACAGUAUUUGAUCACAUUCGAAGAAAAGCUAAGAACUUUCAAGUUUUUGCCAUAUCAAGUAGUGCCGAUUCAUCAACGUCCGGGAAAUUGGUCUCAGUGAAAAGAAGUCAAUCUCCAAACCAUAUUGAACCCCACAGUACAAGUCAUGUGCUGGAAGAAACAAACGCAAGUAUGCGGAGAGCGACUAUUAAUGGUCCAGAUAUGGAGCCUGGAGAUGGUUUCAGAAAGGAUGAAACUCUGAAACAUCAUGUCAAUACACGACACUCCGGAACAAAUUCAAGUAUUCAGACAUAUCCUAUUCAUGGUCCAGAUAUGCAGCUUGACGAUGGUUUCAGAAAGGAUGAAACUCCGAAACAUCAUGUCAAUACCCGACACCCAAGCAGCUUUGGUCUUCUAGAGGAACACAUGAAUAUAGGUAUUACUUCCCCAGUAAUUCCAGAGAAGAUAGCUGCCGAGGUAACAGAACAAACUGUUUUUGAUCACAUACGGAAGAAAGCUAAGAAUUUUCCAGCACUCACAAUAGAGGCCAUGAGAUUGGAACCUGUGGUCCCUUCAAGAAAACGUUUCUGCCUGGAUCAGUUCAAAACAAGUAUCUCUGUAGAAGAACAUGAGGCAGAAAUUUCGAAGAUUACCUCGGAAGACAGUACAACGAUUCCCGAUUCCAGAAUGGGAGAUAUGGGUAGACUUGUGUAUGGGACCAAUACAUAUGUGAAACAACAUACUUCCACGAGAAGUGCAAGAAGUGUGAGCUCACAUAUACUACCUAAGGUUUUAGGCACCCAAACUGAUUCAGCAGAAUUAAGAGAUAUCUCUAUGUGUGACAGAAUAAAAUAUACUUCUCAUUCUAUAACCUCUGGAGAUCACUAUAGCGGCAAACAGCAGCAGUACUCAAAUGGAUCAGACAGUCAGUUGUUCUCAUUGGAUAUGAUAGAUGAGAAGAAGAAAGAACCCUUCUUUGGGUUUAAGAGUGUUUUUUCAUUUCUCUGAUUAACAACAGCAUUACUCAAAUUUUCGGAAUAGGGAUUUCUUCCCCAAUGGAUAGUAGCUUAGAAAGUACAAAGUGUGCUGCCUUGUUUUUAUUUCUUUGAUUACUUGUCACAGUCACUGUCAGAGAAUAUAUCAUUUGUUUCUAUUACCGGAAGAGAAUAUAUUAUUUGUAAAUAGCUAUUGGCUUUUCUCAGUCUUUUACAGCAUGGUCGCACAACCUUGCUGUGAUUUAGCUCGAACGGUGUCAAUGAGGUGUGUAGUUUUCUACCCAGUGAGCAACUGUAAUA